Molecule: messenger RNA, 402 nt
Organism: Arabis nemorensis
Lineage: Eukaryota; Viridiplantae; Streptophyta; Magnoliopsida; Brassicales; Brassicaceae
Source: the annotation of a GenBank genome assembly
AUGUUUGGAUAUGGAAAGAGUUCGUCGACGUAUACUGCGAGGGGGAAUUCAUCCAUUGAUCAAAGCAGAGGUUUGGGAGUUUUUGUUAGGAGGCUACAUCCAGACAACACGUUUGAAGAAAGGAACAAACUGAGGAAUCACAAGAGGUAUCAGUAUUGUGCUUGGAAAGAGGAAUGUCGGAAAAUGGUUCCUCUCGUUGGUUGCGGAAACUUUGUCACAAUGGCAGUUGCCUUGAUGUUGUUAGAACGGAUCGGUAUCUCUGCUUUUUAUGAGAAUGAGAGUAAUCAAGCAAGACUAUGGGAUAUUCUUUCCAUAUAUACAUGGUUGUAUCUUGAUAUGGGCUAUGUUCAGGGUAAGUCCACCUUGGCAAUAAUGGUGAAUCUUCGAUGCGGGAGAACAUAG